AUUGUGUCAUUGAUAAUAAUGAAAAAAAAAACCAACAAAAACUGCGUACAGCAAGUUUUGAUUUCAGCCCCUUUUUUCCACCCGUUUAUUACAUUCCCCAGGUCUCUCUUUCCCUCUCUCUCUCUCUUUUUUUUUUUAUUUUACCCCAGUGUCAAUGUAUGAGUAAAAUAAAUGUACAUACUUAUUGGUUUUUACUUGUAAUUGUGGUUGUGAUUUUACAUCGUCUGUCUCACUUAAAUCAAAUGCUCUUCAAAAAUCCUCAGUAUAAAAAAAAAUCAUCAUCAACCAAUUUCAAGCAAUUUAACUUAAUAAAUAUAAUAAUAAUAAUAUAAAUUGAUUAAUUUUUCUUUCAACAAACAAAAAAAAAAAAUAGAUAAAAAUUAUUUAAUAUUUUUUGGAGCAAUUAAAACGAAAUUACAAAAAAUUGAACAAAAAAAAAUAAAAAAUAAAUGUGCCAAAUGUGUUGUUUGUGUUGUGUUUAUAAAAAACGAUAUAUUGGUAAUUUAAUCUGUUGAACAAGAAUAAUAAUAUAAAUGAUAAUGUUAUUUGAGAAAAAUAAUAUUAUCAGAAUAAAAUAUUAAAAGAAAUAGAUUAUUGAUAAAAUAAAAAAAAAAUGAAAUGGCUGGAACGAUCGUAGCUGGGUCAAAUGGACCAUCAGACACAAAGUCACUUAUUGAUAAUGAAUCAUCAACAACGUCAUCAUUAUCAACAACAACAACAGCAGCAACAUCAACAACAACAGCAACUCGUAUUGACAGAAAACGUAAACACGAUAUUUAUUAUGGAAAAAUGACAAUGACAUCUGAAAAAUACAACCAAAAUAUUAUAAAUACAAAUAACAAAUACAAUUGCCAUGAUUAUCAUCAUAAAUAUGUUGAUGAUAAUAAUAUUAGCCGUCCAAAUAAUUAUUCAUCAUACAAUAAUGGAAUAUGUAAUUCUGGAACAGUAACUGUUCCAUUGUGUCUUCUUGGUGAUGUACAAUUAAGAUUUUUAUGUCCUGAUGAUUUAGAAGAAGUACGUGCACUAUGUCAGGAUUGGUUUCCAAUUGAUUAUCCUGAUUCAUGGUAUGAAGAUAUAACAAGUUCAUCACGUUUUUAUGCACUUGCUGCUGUAUUUGGUAGUGUUAUUAUUGGUUUAAUUGUUGCUGAAAUAAAACCAUUUGGUACAUUAAAUAAAGAAGAUCAAGAUAUAUUAUGUUCAAGUUUUGGUAAAGAUUCACUUGUUGGUUAUAUAUUGAGUCUUGGUGUUAGACGUUCAUACAGAAGAAAUGGUAUUGCAUCAUUAUUACUUGAACAAUUAUUAACACAUGUUACAUCACCAGAACGUUCAUCAGUUAAAGCUGUAUUUUUACAUGUAUUAUCAAGUAAUGCACCAGCAAUAUUAUUUUAUCAAAGAUGCCAAUUUAAAUUGCACACAUUUCUUCCAUAUUAUUAUUCAAUACGUGGUAUAUGUAAAGAUGGUUUUACAUAUGUAUUAUAUGUCAAUGAUGGACAUUCACCAUGGAGUUUGUGGGAUUGGAUGAGACAUUUAGCUGGUACCAUGGCUAGUCUUGGUCCUUGCAGAGUACCACAAUGGAUAUGGCAACGUUUAUUAUGGGCAGCAACACUUUUAUCUUAUCACAGAUGAUAUUUAUUUAAUUAUCAUCAACAACAUCAUCAACAACAACAACAACGUUAUCACCAAAUACAAUUGUCCAUUAUUCCUGGAUAAUUAUUUUCAAUAUUAAUUUUAUUUAAUUAUCUAUUAGCUUGAAUUUUUAAAUAUAUAUUUUACUUUUUAAAAUAUAAAAUAACAUUAGCAGGGAAUAAAAAAAAUAAACUUCCAUAAUUAAAAUUUUUGCAGGAUAUUACAAAAAAUAAUAUAUUAAAAAUAUUUUAUUGUUGAGAUAUAUUUAAAUGUUUUUUAACUAAAAAAAAAAAUACUCUUUUAUAUGCACACUAACAAGAAAAAAAAAAAAAAUGACCAAAGAUUAUUAUUAUUUUUAAAAAAUAUUAAUUAAUAUUAUUAAAUGAAAAUUAAUAAUUUUAAAAAAAAAUAAAAAAUAAACAAGAUUAACACUCGUGUGUCGAUAAAUUCUGAUAAUUUCAUUUAAUAUUAUUAACAAUAAACACAAAGAUUAUAAAAUAAUUUGUUUAUAAAAUAAUAAUAUUAAAAUAUAGCUGUUUCUUUUUUUUUUUUUGUCCUCAUUAAUUUAUAAUAAUGUUAAUUUUGUUGUUAUUAUUGUGUGCAAGAUAUUUUUCAUUAUAAAUUAUUUUUCUUUUUGUUAAUAAAUAUAUAUUUAACACAUUGUUUAUUGUCAUGAUAAUAAAUUAUUAAAGGAUAUUUAAAUAUUUCAUGUUUAUUAUUAAUAUUAAUAGAUGUAUAUAUUAUUAUAGUGUAUUAAUACUGUUUUUUAAUAAUAAAAAAAUUAAUUUAAAAA
Messenger RNA from Aphidius gifuensis, 2419 nucleotides. It is a transcript of the gene Naa60, whose product is annotated as N-alpha-acetyltransferase 60. NCBI's taxonomy places the organism in Eukaryota, Metazoa, Arthropoda, Insecta, Hymenoptera, Braconidae. Gene Ontology annotation, biological process: N-terminal peptidyl-methionine acetylation. Bases 619 to 1626 code for a protein of 335 amino acids. Gene Ontology annotation, cellular component: Golgi membrane. The record is from RefSeq and is a predicted model, not a curated record. Gene Ontology annotation, molecular function: histone acetyltransferase activity; protein-N-terminal amino-acid acetyltransferase activity. The transcript has 2 exons.